Molecule: messenger RNA, 1116 nt
Organism: Rotaria sp. Silwood1
Lineage: Eukaryota; Metazoa; Rotifera; Eurotatoria; Philodinida; Philodinidae
Source: the annotation of a GenBank genome assembly
AUGUUUCUUUCUACUCCAUACUUUUGUUUCAUUUCAGUACCACUACGUGCAAGUUCCACUGAUAUCCACCCGAAUGCAAAAUGGACACAGAAUGGUCUCACUGUUGCUGGAGGAAAUCGAUCUGGCAGUGAAAUCAAUCAACUCUAUUGGCCACAUGGUUUUUACGUCGACGAUGAUCAAACGAUUUAUGUUGCUGAUUGGAAUAAUGACCGUAUUGUGGAAUGGAAAUCUGGUGCAACGAAUGGAAAAGUGAUUGCUGGUGGAAAUGGACGAGGAAAUGGGGCUCAUCAGUUAAGCUACCCACUAGAUGUGAUUAUCGACAAAGAGAGCGAUAGUCUCAUCAUCAGCGAUUCAGGGAAUAGAAGAGUAGUUCGAUGGUCUCGUCGAAAUGGUACUAGUGGAGAAACAAUCAUUUCGAAUAUCGUUUGCUUCGGUUUGACAAUGAAUGAGAAUGGUUCUCUCUAUGUUGUUGACUGGGAAAAACAUGAAGUAAGACGAUAUAAAAUUGGUGAUACUAAAGGAACAGUGGUUGCAGGUGGCAAUGGAGAAGGAAAUUGCCUCGAUCAACUUUCCGGUCCCCGUUACGUAUUUGUUGAUCGAGAUCAUUCAGUGUAUGUGUCUGAUUAUGACAAUCAUCGUGUGAUGAAAUGGGAAGAAGGUGCAACACGAGGUAUUAUCAUAGCCGGCGGUCAAGGACAAGGAAAGAGUCUUACAGAGUUAGAUCGUCCUCAAGGAGUCGUUCUCGAUCAAUUGGAAACUGUCUAUGUGGCUGAUUUCGGAAAUCAUCGAAUCAUGCGUUGGCCAAAAGGAGCCACACAGGGAAGUGUCAUUGUUUGUAGAAACGGUCCAGGGACACAGUUGAAUCAGCUCAAUUAUCCUAUAGGUUUAUCAUUUGAUCGUCAUGGUAAUCUCUAUGUCGUCGAUAAUGGAAAUGCUCGGGUUGCACGUACAAAACUUGAACAACACAAUUCAGAAUUACAUGAAAAAUUUCAAGUAAAUGAAGACUUUGGUAAAACAAAAUCUCGAGCAAUUCAUGGACUACUUGAAGAUAAAGUUUAUAUAAUUGAACAACAACUUGAUGAUGAAGUUCGAUAUAUAAAAUAUUUUAUUUAUUAA